CGCAUCUUCACGGCCAAGGACAAGAUAGAGAUUGACUUGACCGGAUGGAUGGUCCCUGUGGCUCAUCAUCCCUUUGGAUGCAGUCUAGGAAGUGCGGAUGGAACUGAUACUUUCCGAGAGCAGGCAUGCGCGUUAGAGUGUUUUGGAUGGGCGCCCAACUGGACGUGAUUGCUCGUGGAGCCGUGCUGUGUUGUUAAUUGAAACACAAGCUGUGGGACCGCCGGUGAUAUGCUGCAGCAGAGCAGCUGGAAUGAUGGGCUUGCUGUGUCUUUGCGAUAUAAAGAGAGAGCCUCUCUCGAUCAUCCAGCCUGCACUGUCCAACCAACCCCCGCCGCACCAUGCAGUUCACCUACAACCUUCUCCUUGUCCUGGCCAUUGCCACAUUGGGUCUGGGUGCCCAGGCUGCGAUUGUGAAUGUUCCUCGACAGCCACAAGGACUUGCCGAAAGCUGCCCCAAAUGCGGAGUCCCUGCCAUGUCAGCAUGACACAGGAACUAGACCAGAGAGUAGCACAUAUGCGAAGACAAAGAUUGUAGCGGAUGCUGAGAUAAAGAAAGAGCGAUAUCAAG
Molecule: messenger RNA, 568 nt
Organism: Mycena citricolor
Lineage: Eukaryota; Fungi; Basidiomycota; Agaricomycetes; Agaricales; Mycenaceae
Source: the annotation of a GenBank genome assembly